GGAGCAGUGUAUUUAUUCAUUCUUCUUUUUUUACUGUUACUCUGUUUUAUAUCCCACUGGUUCUGUUUCACAUUAUUUUAUACACUUCUUUCUCUUCUUUACCAUGCCUAUGUUUGUCUAUAAAAGAGACGGUCGACAAGAACAAGUCGCUUUUGAUAAGAUCACUGCAAGAAUCAACAAACUUUGCUAUGGAUUGGAUACCAACUUUGUUGAUCCUGUGGCCAUUACUCAAAAGGUCAUUUCUGGUGUCUAUCAAGGUGUCACUACUGUUGAACUGGAUAACCUUGCUGCUGAAACUGCUGCUUAUAUGACUACAACUCAUCCUGAUUAUGCUAUCUUGGCUGCUCGAAUCGCUGUUUCCAAUUUACACAAGGAAACCAAGAAGGUCUUUUCUCAAGUGGUCGAAGAUCUCUAUACCUAUGUGAAUCCCAAAACUAAUAAAUUAUCUCCUAUGAUUUCCGAAAAGACAUAUCAAAUUGUUAUGAAGAAUGCUGACCGUCUAAACUCUGCUAUUAUCUACGAUCGUGAUUUUGGUUAUAACUUUUUUGGCUUCAAGACUCUGGAACGUUCUUACCUUUUGAAAAUCAAUGGCAAAGUGGCUGAACGUCCUCAACAUUUGAUUAUGCGUGUCGCUGUUGGCAUCCAUGGCGAAGAUAUCGAUUCUGCUAUCGAAACCUACAACUUGAUGUCCGAAAAAUACUUUACUCAUGCUAGUCCUACCUUAUUCAAUGCUGGUACUCCUCGUCCACAAAUGUCCUCAUGUUUCUUGCUCACCAUGAAGGAAGAUUCUAUUGAAGGUAUUUAUGAAACUCUCAAGGUUUGUGCUCAAAUUUCCAAAACUGCUGGUGGUAUUGGUCUUAACAUUCACAACAUCCGUGCAACUGAUUCUUACAUUGCUGGUACAAAUGGUUAUUCCAAUGGUAUUCUCCCUAUGCUUCGUGUGUUCAAUAAUACUGCUCGUUAUGUCGAUCAAGGUGGUAAUAAACGUCCUGGUGCCUUUGCCAUGUAUCUUGAACCUUGGCAUCCUGAUAUCUUUACCUUUCUGGAUCUUCGUAAGAAUGUUGGAAAGGAUGAAAUUCGUGCUCGUGAUCUCUUUUAUGCUCUCUGGAUUCCCGAUCUUUUUAUGAAGCGUGUGGAAGAAAAUGGUGAUUGGUCAUUAUUUUGUCCUAGUGAAGCUCCUGGCUUGCAAGAUGUCUGGGGUGAAGAAUUCGAAGCUCUUUAUGCAAAAUAUGAAAGUGAAGGUCGUGCUCGUCGUACAUUGAAGGCACAAAAAUUAUGGUAUGCUAUUUUGGAAGCUCAAACGGAAACUGGUAACCCCUUCAUGCUUUACAAGGAUGCUUGCAAUCGUAAGUCAAAUCAGCAAAAUUUGGGAACAAUCAAAUGCAGCAAUCUCUGUACCGAAAUUGUGGAAUAUUCAAGUCCUGAUGAAGUAGCCGUAUGCAAUCUAGCCAGUAUUGCUUUACCUUCAUUUGUGGUAAACCGUGAAUAUUAUGAUUUCAAGAAAUUACACCAAGUUACCAAGGUAAUUGCCAAGAACUUGAACAAAAUCAUUGAUAUCAACUAUUAUCCUGUGGUGGAAGCUGAGCGAUCCAACAAACGUCAUCGUCCUAUUGGUUUGGGUGUACAAGGUUUGGCGGAUACAUUUAUGCUGAUGCGUUAUCCUUUUGAAUCAGAUGAGGCCAAGAAACUUAAUAAACAAAUCUUUGAAACGAUCUACUAUGCUGCUUUAGAAGCAUCUAUGGAAUUGGCUCAAGUAGAAGGUCCUUAUGAAACUUAUGAAGGAAGUCCAGUGUCUAAGGGUCAAUUGCAAUACGAUAUGUGGGGAGUGACACCUUCGUCUUUAUGGGAUUGGGCAGCUUUGAAGGAAAAAAUUAGUCAACAUGGUAUUCGAAAUUCUUUAUUGGUGGCCCCCAUGCCAACAGCAUCUACAUCUCAAAUUCUAGGUUUCAACGAAUGUUUUGAACCAUACACAUCCAAUUUAUACACUCGUCGAGUACUUGCUGGUGAAUUCCAAAUUGUAAAUCCUUGGUUAUUGAAGGAUCUAGUAGAACUCGGUAUUUGGGACGAAGAAGUUAAGAAUCAAAUCAUGUCAGAUAGUGGCUCGGUACAAAACAUCCACAAGAUUCCUACUCAUCUCAAGGCAAUGUACAAAACAGUAUGGGAAAUUUCGCAACGAACUUUGAUUGAUAUGGCGGCAGAUCGUGGUGCUUUCAUUGAUCAAAGUCAAAGUUUGAAUGUAUUUAUUGGUGAACCUAACUUUGGCAAAUUGACAAGUAUGCACUUUUAUGGUUGGAAGAAGGGACUCAAGACUGGUAUGUAUUAUCUCCGUACUCGACCUGCUGUGGAUGCCAUCAAAUUUACUGUCGAUCAACUUUCUCUCAAAGAUUACAAAGCUCUCAAACAAAGGGAAGAAAACGAAGCUGAUAUGGUUUGUUCUUUGGAUAACAAGGAUGCUUGUAUCAGUUGUAGUGGAUAGAUAGAUCAUAAUAGUAUAUUUCCCUUUCUCUUCAUCUUUUAUUGUUUUGAUUAUUACUUUUUUUUUUUGUUUAUACAUAU
Messenger RNA from Halteromyces radiatus, 2556 nucleotides. Its product is annotated as ribonucleoside-diphosphate reductase large chain. The coding region runs from base 104 to 2476 and encodes 790 amino acids. The transcript is spliced from 4 exons. Gene Ontology annotation, biological process: DNA replication; deoxyribonucleotide biosynthetic process. Gene Ontology annotation, cellular component: ribonucleoside-diphosphate reductase complex. Lineage: Eukaryota; Fungi; Mucoromycota; Mucoromycetes; Mucorales; Cunninghamellaceae. Gene Ontology annotation, molecular function: ribonucleoside-diphosphate reductase activity, thioredoxin disulfide as acceptor; ATP binding. The record is from RefSeq and is a predicted model, not a curated record.